AUGACCCGAUCAUUUCUCAAAACAAAUGCCAAAGUAGAUAGUUGUAAAACAAGUCAUCGACAAGAUCCGUUCAAUUUUACCUCAGAAAAUUCAUUUAAUUUGCAAUCAUUUGAAGAUAAAAAGAAGGUGAAUAGAAAGAAGGAACAAAAUUCGUAUAGAAAAUCUUUGAGGAGUACAAUGCAAUCGUGUGAGAGAAUUGAAGAGAUUGUUGCUCAGGGAUUUGAUCAAUGCAUGUCAAAGAAAAAGUCAUCAAAAGGUUUGGCACCACAUCACCAUAUAAAAGUUGUGGAAGAUGAUUUGGAAUAUCUUAACAUUUUUACAAAUAUGUUAGACAGACAUAUUAGAAAGAAGGAACCAAUCAUGACACACAACUUGCAUUUAAAGAGACAAUUGAAGGAAAAUGUAGAUAACAAAUUGGAACAAUUAAAGCAAGAUUUGGAAGAGAAGCAAGAUCAGGAAUUCUUAGAUAAAUAUUUGGAUAAAAGAUCCAAGAAGGCUGCCAACAAGUUGAGGAAGAAAAUGGAGAGAGAAGGAGAGGAUUUCAAGAAGAAUAUCGUCGAACGUGAGGAAUACUUAUUGAGGAAAGAAAAUGUUACAACUGAGAAAAGAAGUGAAGACUCAUUGAACAAAUUGAAAGUGAGCUACAUUAACAGUCUGACAAUUGAGGAAAAGAUUGCACUCAAAGAAUUGGAAAAGUUCGAACAAACCCAAAGUCCUCAAGUUUUCAAACAUUAUAGAAAGACUAAAUCCAAGUAA
This is a messenger RNA of Naegleria gruberi, 756 nucleotides long. RefSeq lists its product as uncharacterized. The coding region runs from base 1 to 756 and encodes 251 amino acids. The record is from RefSeq and is a predicted model, not a curated record. The transcript has a single exon. Lineage: Eukaryota; Heterolobosea; Eutetramitea; Acrasida; Naegleriidae.